Coregonus clupeaformis (lake whitefish) is the source of this 2932-nucleotide messenger RNA. RefSeq names its product DEAD (Asp-Glu-Ala-Asp) box polypeptide 4 (gene ddx4). Lineage: Eukaryota; Metazoa; Chordata; Actinopteri; Salmoniformes; Salmonidae. Gene Ontology annotation, biological process: gamete generation; cell differentiation. The transcript is spliced from 23 exons. The record is from RefSeq and is a predicted model, not a curated record. Gene Ontology annotation, molecular function: ATP binding; RNA binding; RNA helicase activity. The coding region runs from base 326 to 2251 and encodes 641 amino acids. Gene Ontology annotation, cellular component: P granule; nucleus.
UGAGUGUGUAAAUUUAAACUGAACUAAAUACAGUCACAUCUAUUUGGAUAACUAACUUAAAUUGUGAAAGUAGUUAACGUUAAAAUGAUCUUGCUCGCUAACUACUGAACUUUGUUAGACAUGCUUAUCUAGCCAGGUAACGUUAGUGUGUGCAUUUCGAAAUGAAUGGCUGCACGUGGUGGGCGAGCUUGGGAAGUUACUGCCAGCAGAUAAAUGGCAUGACAAGUAGCUAACCACCUAGCACUGGCCUAGAUGGCAGCUGAUUUACUGAGAUCACUAGCUAUUCAUGACUAACGUUUUCUUCCAAGAACCACAUUUGUAGAUCAUGGAUGACUGGGAUGAGGGUACGACAACCACAAGUAAUGCAAGUGGAAUGAGUUCGUGGACCAGUGUUGGCCAAAGUUCCAGUUUUGGGAGAUCGACUGAUAAUAAAGUCAGCUCCUGGAACAGUGGAGGUGGCGGCUUUGGUGGGGGCAGAGGAGCUGAUGAGAAUGGGAAUGAAGUGUUCUGUUCAGAUAAAGGCAGCUCCUGGAACACUGGUGAAGGAGGCUUCAGGGGAAGAGGCAGAGGGGGCGGCAGAGGAUCAAGGGGAGGAGGCUUCCGAAACGGGGAUGAUGGCAAUGAUGGUGGGUUUGGAGGUGGCAGAGGUGGCAGGGGAGGCUUCCGAUCAGGUGGUGGUGAUGAAGGCGGAAGAGGAGGAUUUGGCGGAGGAGGUUAUCGUGGACGAGAUGAGGAAGUAUUCUCUAAAGGUUCAACCAUGGCUGGGGAGGGUGGUGAAGAUGGUGAAAAUCCAGGUCCCCCAAAGGUGACCUACGUGCCUGAAGCCCUCUGUGAGGAGGAGUCGUCCAUUUUUGCCCAUUAUGAGUCGGGCAUCAACUUUGACAAGUACGAUGACAUCCUGGUCGACGUCAGCGGCAGCAAUCCGCCAAAGGCAAUCAUGGCUUUUGAAGAGGCUGCCCUGUGUGAAUCUCUGAACAGGAACGUCAUUAAGUCUGGCUAUAAGAAGCCCACCCCAGUACAGAAGCAUGGCAUCCCCAUCAUCUCCGCUGGCCGGGACCUCAUGGCCUGCGCCCAGACUGGAUCUGGGAAAACAGCUGCGUUCCUGCUACCCAUCCUGCAGCAGCUGAUGGCAGACGGCGUGGCAGCUAGUCGGUUCAGCGAAGUGCAGGAGCCAGAGGUUAUCAUAGUGGCCCCAACCAGGGAACUCAUCAACCAGAUCUACAUGGAAGCCAGGAAGUUUGCCCACGGAACUUGUGUGCGUCCAGUGGUGGUUUACGGAGGCAUAAGCACCGGUCACACCAUUCGUGAGGUACUGAAGGGCUGCAAUGUGCUGUGUGGGACUCCAGGAAGACUGAUGGACAUUAUUGGAAGAGGAAAGAUUGGCUUGAGCAAGCUGCGUUACCUGGUGCUGGACGAGGCUGACAGGAUGCUGGACAUGGGCUUUGAGCCUGCGAUGCGCAAGCUGGUGGGGUCCCCAGGCAUGCCAGCUAAAGAGAACCGCCAGACCCUCAUGUUCAGCGCCACCUACCCCGAGGACAUCCAAAAACUGGCUGCGGACUUCCUGAAGAAGGACUAUCUGUUCCUUGCUGUGGGCGUGGUGGGCGGAGCCUGCAGUGAUGUGGAGCAGGUUGUGGUUCAGGUGACCAAGUUCUCCAAAAGAGACCAACUACUAGAGGUCCUCAAGACUACAGGGUCUGAACGCACAAUGGUCUUUGUAGAAACCAAGAGGCAGGCUGACUUUAUCGCAACAUUCCUGUGUCAGGAGAAGGUUAAUACUACUAGUAUUCACGGUGACCGUGAGCAGAGGGAGCGAGAACAGGCGCUCGGCGACUUCCGCUCAGGAAAGUGUCCUGUCCUGGUGGCCACCUCUGUUGCUGCCCGCGGACUGGACAUCAAGGAUGUCCAACACGUAGUCAACUUUGACCUCCCCAACAACAUUGACGAGUACGUCCACCGCAUCGGGAGAACAGGCCGCUGUGGGAACACCGGGAGAGCUGUGUGUUUCUUUGACCCGGAGGCCGACGGCAACCUGGCACGCUCCCUGGUCAAAGUCCUGUCUGGGGCCCAGCAGGAGGUGCCCAAAUGGCUGGAGGAAGCGGCCUUCAGUGCUCAUGGCACUACAGGGUUCAACCCAGGUGGGAGAACCUUUGCCUCCACUGAUAGCAGGAAGGGGGGAUCUUUCCAGAGCGACAGGGCGAGUCAACCAGCUGCUCCCCCCAGCGGUGGCUUAGAUGACGAUGAGUGGGAGUGAUAAUGCACCUCUGUAAUUUUUUUGUUUUUGUUUUUUUGUUUUGUGUGUUUUCAAACUGUCAUUUUUGGUUCAAUUUAAAUUUUGUUUGAGUGUUUUAUUAUAUUGUUUAAAGAAAAUAAUAAUUUUGCACUCCGCUUGAUAUUUCCGGAAAUGUGCAUGCUGGUAGUCCUGGAUAGGGGAGAUCCUAUUACUGUCAACCACGGGUUCAAAUCUGUGGGCUUGAGAUGAAGCUUCUCAAAUGUUCUAGUUAUUACUAGUGCUACUGGCUCUUGUGGUUUGAAUUGCGAAGCGUCACUUGCACAUAUAUUUUCCUCUUUCACACAAAUGUUUUGCCUCCCUCAAAAUGUUGCAUUUACACCCUGGUUAGUGUGUUGAACUAAAAACGAUCUAGUAAUGCUUGUCUGUCCCCAGAUAAUACCUGUAAAGCGUUGAAUUUCAGUAAGGAUUCUGCAGUUGGACCUAACUGGGGUUCUGUUAACCAAUCUGAGGUGACCCAUGUUUCGGAUCGCUUAUUGUAACCUCGAUGUACAAGAGUGCUUACGUUUGUAGAAAGAUUAAUGGCAUUUUGUGCCAGACGAAAUUAGUAAAUACAUUUGAUUUACUUGAUGUUUGUUUAAUUCAUGUAGACGUUUGAAAUAUGGAUAAAGUCAUUUUAUUGAAAGUAAAGAAUGUCUUGGAUAA